UGGAGGCAGCCGACACUCACCUGCUUCCGCGCUCACUCCCCGAACUCCAUAAAUUGGAGGAGACGACGAGAAGGAAACGUCGGAGCGGAAGGCAUUCGAUUUCCGAGGCGAGAUCGAGUUGGGCAAUCACGGCUGGUAGCUUUGGAAACGGGCGGUGGGGAUCCCACCGGCGCUUCGGCCGGCGUCCGCAAGUUCCCGAACGCCGUCGUCACUUGGACAAGGAGCGCAUCCCCUCCACCCACGGUGGUCGCGGCGCCCUACCCUCCGCUGGCGGAAGCCCCUCUGACCUCCUCUUCCUCGCCGGUGGCGGCCGUUUACCUGCAUGCCCUGCUUUAGUCAUUGACCUUCUUUUUUCUUUCGGCUUGCAGUAGGAAGGAUGAUGAUCCUUAAAAGAAUCCCUACGGUUCUCUCCAAUUACCAAGAGGCGGCCGAGCCCCGCCGUUGCGGCCGGAACUGCCUCGGCAAGUGCUGUUUGCCUAUUUCGAAACUUCCACUAUAUGCCUUCAAUGGCGAUGCAAAUCCCAGAAAUUCUUCCUUCGGCGUGGACGAAACGCCGCCCGAUUUCUUCCUCAACAGCCUUUUACUGGCACAGUGGGAGGAUCGGAUGAGCCGUGGCCUGUUCCGAUACGACGUGACAGCAUGCGAGACGAAGGUGAUCCCAGGGGAGUAUGGCUUCAUCGCUCAGUUGAACGAGGGCCGCCACCUCAAGAAGAGGCCCACCGAAUUCCUGAUCGACCGUGUCCUCCAGCCCUUCGAUCCUGCCAAGUUUAAUUUCACCAAGGUCGGCCAGGAGGAGGUCCUCUUAUGCUUCGGGGCAGGGGAAGGUGGAAAAGCCUGCUUCCUAGAGAGUGCCCCAGUUGGCGAAGACAACUCCCCCAAUGUUGUUGCGAUCAACGUGAGUCCUAUUGAGUACGGCCAUGUUCUGCUGAUCCCCCUGGUUCUGGAUCAUUUACCGCAGCGGAUCGACCCCGAUAGUUUCUUGCUGGCUCUUCAUAUGGCCGUGGAAGCUGGAAGCCCAUACUUCAGGCUUGGCUACAAUAGCCUGGGUGCCUUUGCCACCAUCAAUCACCUGCAUUUCCAGGCUUAUUUUUUGUCCAUGCCUUUUCCUGUGGAGAGAGCUCCUACUCAAAGAGUUCCAAUUGCUAAAGGUCUGCUGUGCCAUGGUGGAGUGAAGAUCUCACUAUUGCUGAACUAUCCAGUGAGGGGCCUUGUUUACGAGGGAGGAACUAGUUUGAAAGACUUAUCUGAUGUAGUUUCCAAGUCUUGCAUGUGUCUUCAAGAGAACAAUAUCCCAUUUAAUGUUCUUAUUUCUGAUUCAGGCUGGAGGAUCUUUCUCUUUCCCCAGUGUUAUGCCGAAAAACAAGCCUUGGGCGAAGUGAGUGAGGAGAUCCUAGAGACUCGAGUGAACCCUGCUGUGUGGGAGAUCAGUGGGCAUAUGGUGCUGAAGCGCAAGAAAGACUUCGAAGAGGCAACAGAGCAAUAUGCUUGGAGGCUAUUAGCUGAGGUCUCUCUUUCGGAGGCAAGGUUCAAAGAAGUGAAAGACUACAUCUUUGGGGCCAUUGGGCUAGAGGAAUCUAAGAAGGAAAAUAUCAAGCUGGAAGAGAAAAAGGAAACCUCAUUUCAGUCAUCAGCUCCGAUCGUUCGAGCUACUUGUAACCUUGCAGAAGGUUGCCUAGUCUUGCAGUGAGAAAGAUAACAUUGUAAGUUGCUUAUGACCGUAGCUAUUUGCUUGUCUUGGUUGUUUCCAAGAGGAAUAAGUGCAGAUAUUUUCUUGCGUCCCCUAAUUGUUAGUUUGUGCAAGUAUUGCUAAAGGUUAAUGCUCCAUGGUUUCAAACUCUAGUAGUUUGAGAUUGAUUCAGUUACAAUGAAUACUAAUUGGUAGUUCUUAAGUUUAUGCA
This is a messenger RNA of Zingiber officinale, 1898 nucleotides long. RefSeq names its product GDP-L-galactose phosphorylase 1-like. Gene Ontology annotation, cellular component: cytoplasm. The record is from RefSeq and is a predicted model, not a curated record. Gene Ontology annotation, biological process: glucose metabolic process. The transcript has 6 exons. The coding region runs from base 377 to 1687 and encodes 436 amino acids. NCBI's taxonomy places the organism in Eukaryota, Viridiplantae, Streptophyta, Magnoliopsida, Zingiberales, Zingiberaceae. Gene Ontology annotation, molecular function: GDP-D-glucose phosphorylase activity.